Messenger RNA from Acipenser ruthenus (sterlet), 1200 nucleotides. Its product is annotated as protein TBATA. The record is from RefSeq and is a predicted model, not a curated record. NCBI's taxonomy places the organism in Eukaryota, Metazoa, Chordata, Actinopteri, Acipenseriformes, Acipenseridae.
AUGAGUGCUCUGUGUGUGAGAUGUUCAUUGUGGCAAGGUUUUUUCACUUGUUGGGUUUUAGUAUCCUGGCAACUAACUUAGAAACAAAGCAAAUAGAGGGACCAAGAGGAUUUCCAAAUGCUUUACCAUUUCACUGGAAAGCUGAGGAAGGUCUGUGCUGGUCAAACUCCAGAAUGGCUACAGAAACCAGCAAUGUUCAGAAUUUGUCCUCAAAACAGGAUGCUUUAAAUGCAUCUGUAAAGAAAAGAAUGAAGCAACUAGAAGAUCCAGUGUCCAGUACCUUCAACCAUAAGGACAUACUGAAAAGCAUGACUAAAGCUGGGGAUGUAUCAUUUAAUAACCCUCUACGUUUUAUUGAUGAUGCUGUAAGGCCUCCAUCCAAGGGCAGUCCUCGGUUUGGGACUCUGAGUCAUCAUUCCUUCUUCUCCAGGCACAACCCGCAUCCCCAUAGAGUGACUCACAUUCAAGGUCUGAAUGGAAACCCUGUGUGCAUGGUAAAUGACGACUGGUAUGCUUCUACCCCUCUGUGUCCACACCCUUUAAUUAGAAGCCAGUUUCCCAUGACUGUUUUGGGAGCUCCAGGGUUGGAGUUGCCCUUUGGAGAGCUUUACGGAGGUGGUACACAAAUACAGGGCACAGGUUUGCUGUCGGAGGCCUGGAGAGAGGAGCUUAAAGAUCUUGCAGCUAAAGUCUGUCUGGCAGGCCCUUUUGAAAAAGAGGAAAGGAAAGUAGAAGAAGUACUGGUACACAGAGUUACACAGUACUCUGAACAGACUGGUCGAAUAAUCCCACCAUCAUCACGAGCUGCAAGUCGCCGUUCAAACCAGGCUUCAAGAAGACAUGCCCGAACCAAGGGUCAAUUUCCAUCUGCAGCUAUCUGCAAUCAGGAACUUGUGGUUCUGGAACUGCUCUGUCAAAUUCUCCAAACUGAUUCUUUAUCUCAAGUUCAGCAAUGGUUACUGUCAGCAGGGCAACGUGAGAAAGACAUGGUUAUGGGAAUGAUCCAAACUGCAGUGGCAAACAGACCCUUUGACCAUCAACAAAUUGGUGAGAAUCCGGAAAGAUUUAUCACUCAGAUGUCUCCACUGGCGCGUAGUUCCUCCUGCCCCUUGACUACUGGACACAACAUGAACAAAAACCUGCUAAAUCGAUUCUACCAUGAACAGAAGCCCAAACCAAUUAAAGAAGAGGAGAUGCCAG